This is a messenger RNA of Epinephelus lanceolatus (giant grouper), 1121 nucleotides long. NCBI's taxonomy places the organism in Eukaryota, Metazoa, Chordata, Actinopteri, Perciformes, Serranidae. The record is from RefSeq and is a predicted model, not a curated record.
CGUUCUCACAUUUAUGCAAUGGCAGAGUGGAGAAGGAAAGGAGUCAACAGAAAUUGUUGCAGCCUGGUUAACUAGUGGGCUAUAUAUUUACAAUCUUUACAUUUAAACAAACAGGAUGAAGGAAAUCGAAGGCCUUAAAACCAUUCAAGCUCUGGCACAGCGCCACGCAGAGAUCCUGAGGACCAAACUCCACAAAGUGUGUUUGGUCCUGAUUGAGCAGGUGAAAAACCUGGGCUCUGCAGUGGCCUGUUCAGCCAUGAACACCGUGGCUGAGCUUUAUGGUCACCUCCAGAGGGCCAUAGACCUGGAGGUGGAGGGAACAGGCCAGGCCUUGCUGCUGAAACUGGCAUCAAACAACUUUAUUCAGCAGCAGGCCAACCUUGCACUGGAUGCAAUAGUGGCAAACUGCAGCCAUGGUCACAUCCUGAGUGCUCUGCUCAACACAAGGCUGAGCCACCAUUGUGCUGCAGUAGAGCCAGCAUGGCACAACACCUACACCAGCUGGCUGACUGCCUCAGAGCAGCACACGUCCUCGCAGCAGGAAGGACAUUCACCGAACGUUUCCUUCUUGCUGUCUCAAAGAUGUGCGUAGAUGGCGCACCAGAAGUGAGGCACCACGGACAAAUAGUCCUCCUGGACCUGGCCCACCAGAGGGACUUCCUGAAAUGCAUUAAUAAUUUUUAUUUUGUUGUAUUUUAAUAUUUACUGUUACUAAUGUUUUAUCAACACAUUUACUGUUCACUGUUUUUGUAAAAUGCUUCUUGAGUUCAAAUGAACUCACAAUCUGUCCUCAGAGAGGGAUCCAUCCUCUGCUGCUCUUUCUCCAUUUUUCCUGCCUUAAACCCUGCACUUUACUUUUUAAUUGAAGUGGUUUUACCAGAAUCUCAUUUAUCGAUACUAUUUGUAAGUGAACCUCACGAAGAAAUCCUCAAAAAAUAACUUUGUACGUCAAGUUUUUGUCAAACAAAGUUCAUGUCUGUUGAAACACAAAUCAAUUUGACACAUUGUGCACAGAAACUGAAUUUAGCCUAUAUGGUCACAUCUAUGCAGAAAGUGCACUAUUACUGUGAUAUUGCAAAAAUGUUUGUAAAAUAAAUACACUUACCCAUUUAUCAAACAGA